AUGCAACGGCUGCUCAUUCGUACAUUCACCCGUCCAAAUGAAAAAUUUAAUUCUCCACUGCCUUUCCAGACGAUCCUACGUCAUUAUUCGUCCGAGUCUAAAUCCGGGCUCGGUCGUACCAGGCUUAUGAAGUCACAACCAAGUCCGACGACGUCAACAGAGCCUCCAACUCGCAUCCCAAAGCCGAUCAGUCAUGUCCAACCCGAUGCGGUUCUCGACGAGGCUACUAAGGCGAAUCUUGCAUCUAAUCCGAACGCAACUUUUCAGUCAAAUGAGGAAGAAGUUUUGUACGAGCGCACACCUACCUGGUGGAUCAAAUGGGUUUGGAUCUUAAUUGGUAUGGAUAUUGUUUGGUCGGGCAAUUUUGCCGAAUUUAUCUUCAACCGCUGGACUCGCCAAGUCGAUCCGCCCAAAGAUCGACCGCUCACUCCCGAGGAACUCAAAGAAGUCGAAUGGGUCCCUCGGCCGUUAUGGCAGCGAGCUGGACUGUCACUUUUAGUUCUCGCAGGAGGAACCGGUAUAGCAGCUGCUCUUUUGCUCGCUCAGGCACGUACAAUCACCCGAAUCGUCAGGCUCCCUGAAGCGACCAAGGCUCGCAUCGAAACGGCUCGGAAUUGGCCUGGAAGGGGGAAAGUAAUUGACUUGACAGAGGUUACGGCCCGCAAGGAUGAAACCGAAGUAAUCGCCAAACUUCCCGGUUCACGCGGAGAAUUUCUUAUUGGACUAGACGGAGCAAAGAUACGAGGCGAAGCAGGGGAGAUAGGACAAGUGAAACAAAACUUCAACCACACAUUCUCCCAGUGGAAAGGCCUUGGACGCGAGAUCAAUCCAACUUCGCCUGCCCUUGGGCGCUGGAAAUCAGGUCCAGCUGCUUAG
Molecule: messenger RNA, 876 nt
Organism: Rhizoctonia solani
Lineage: Eukaryota; Fungi; Basidiomycota; Agaricomycetes; Cantharellales; Ceratobasidiaceae
Exons: 4
Coding region: 1-876 (291 amino acids)
Source: RefSeq, a predicted model, not a curated record